UAGUACCAGUGUGCAGUAUUUUCUGUAAGANUUUUAAUUUAAUGCGUUGGAUAUCAAUUUGCAGAAAAUGGCGCUGAACUUCUCCGUACUUAUAUAUUACCUACUUGCCAAUGAAUUUACUUCUACCACUGACGACCUUGUGUCUCGUGAUCCUACAUGUGUAAAACCGAUACAAUAUAUUAUAGAUAUUACUCCAAACGUACAAAACAAUUCUCUCUAUGUUGAUUCUUAUGUCGAACUGAAUAUUUCAUGUGUACAGCAAGAUAUAAGAAUAUAUUUCGGGCGUUAUUGUACCGUUGAAUCCGAUGUUUUCAUCGGUACUGAUAUUGUCUAUAAUAAUUAUACGUAUUGGUCAUACACAACACCUUUUACAGAAGAUCGAUUCAUAGAUAUCAGCCUCAGAAAGCUGUAUCAAAUGAAUUCUACAAGUAACCAACAAAAAGUAAAUCUUCAACGUGGAAUCUAUCGGAUACAUAGAAAAUAUAAUUGUAAUUUAAAGAAAGUUGCAAUGAUUUUUUCAUAUGUAGAUCAAACUAAAAAAGAAAAAUAUUUGAUUUUACCUCGUAUUCCCGCUGAAUGGAUAUUUCCAUAUUGGGAAAAUCCUGCAACUAAAGCUAAAUUUACUAUUCGAAUUACCCAUGAAUACGGUACAACAGCUCUGUCACACAUGCCUGGUGAUAGAAUUUUAGAAAGAAAUAAGGUCAAUACUUCUUUUCUUAUCACACCCGUAAUGUCCACUCAACUGGUAGCACCAGUAGUCAUACCUUAUGAAUGUGCUGCACCUAUUUUAAUGUUCGAUAAAUUUACUAUGGAAAGUAGAUUAGAAGUGAGAAACAACAUAUUGUACGCCAUGUUUCUUAUGGAGGAUAUUACGAUAUUUCUGAGAGAAAAAGUAAAGGAUGUCAUANUGGUCUCACAUGUGCGUUAUGUAGCACUUCCAAUAAACUCCAGCUCUUACAAUACUAUAGUAACUACUGGACUUGUUUUGUUCAGAGACGCUGACAUUGCAUAUAAUAAAGAAGUAGAUUCGAUUAUAANAAAAACAGAAGUAACAUGUUUGGUUGUACGCAGUGUGAUACAAGAAAUGUUCAGUAAUUGGCUAGUUGGAUUUAAGGAGUCUGAUCCUUGGUUUGUUGAAGGUUUUUCGACAUUUUACGGAGUUUAUCUAUUCGAUCAGAUUUACAAUGAGACUUUACUGAUGUCGAUUGUGGUCCAGGCACGACGGGUAGUUUUUGAAUAUACACAAGCAUUUAGUGAAUAUGAUUUUCCAAUGCAGAAACAUACAUUUCUUCAAAACGUAACUUUUAAUAAAAUGUGGAAAGAAAAAGCAUUCAUUAUUUUCUAUAUGAUGAAAAAUUUAUUCCGUAAUCAAGAUGUUUUAUAUAACACUAUUUUCGGGAAAGCGAUAACUGCAUAUAACACUAGUACAUCAAAUGAGACAUAUAAUGGCCAGUCUGUUCUCGAAAAUAUAUUGAACAAGUUUAUGUUUGUGCCGACCAUAAAUGAAAACAAUUAUUUAAAGAAUACAAAUAUAACAAAUGUAAUAACUUCGUGGAUAACACAUGAUGGGUAUCCUGUGGUACAAGUAAACCGUGAACAUAAUUCACAAUUUCUAGAACUUAAGGUUCAAGAUUGUGUUGCGGUUAAACAAAAGAACUUGUGUGCAUAUAAGUGGUGGAUACCUGUAAUUUAUGUCAAAAUAUCAAAAAAUGCGUCUAGUAAUAAUUAUGUGUUCUUAAAACCAGACGGAAAAAGAAUAUUUUUAGGAAAUAUUGAAGCAGAUGAUUUUAUCAUAAUCACGGCGCACGAUGGAUAUCGCGUCAACUAUGAUCAUAAAAUGUUGGAAAAUAUUGCUCUUUUUCUGGAAAGUGAAAAACCUGAGAUUUUAAAUGUAAACAAAUUAUCUGACGUCACUUUAGCACACAUUCUCGACGAUGCUUUUUAUUUUUUACUGCAAAAUACAAAGUAUAACGUUCAUCUUGCUGCAAAAAGUACUACUAUAGACAUAUUUUUCAAUCUUGCUAGCAAUAUAGUUCACAUGAGAAAUUCGUACAUAACGUGGUAUCCUGUACUUACUGCUCUUCAGUAUAUAUCAAAGAUUUUUCCGUAUCCAGAAAGUGCAUCUAUUAAGACUAAAAUCCUUAAACUAUUGAAUAUCUUUCUUGAGGAUACAUCACAUAAAAACUUUUCUGAAAAUAGUAUCAGUAAUCAGAUAUAUUAUGAAGUUGUAAAAUGGACGUGUAUUCUCGAUGGUGUAAAAUGCAAAGAACAUGUUAAUGCUAUAUUAAAGUGGCAUUUAGAAAAUUCUGUAAAAAACAAACUUUUGCCAAGUUGGCAGAAAUGGAUUUACUGCCAAAGUUUAAUUUUAGAAAAUGGUACGUUUGAUACAUCCGAUUUGUGGCAAAACAUAGAGAAGAUAUAUUCAACCCAUAGAAAACAAGAAAAACUUUUUGAAUUGUUACCGUGUUUUGGACAUAAUAGUUUGCAAACUUCACGUAAAAUUGAAGUUGAAGACACAAAAAUGUCUCUUAAUGUUUUAUUCGACAGUGUAGUAAAAUAUUCAAAAGAUGUUAAAUUCUUUAAGAGUAUAAUAAGCAGAAUAAACAAUGUUGCAAGAGACAAUCUACUUGCAGUUGUCACUUUUAUUAUUAAUAACACGUAUUCAGAGGAAAAUCUUAAAAAGAUUUCUGUAGGACUGCUUUAUAAUAACCUGAUCGACAUAUAUAAUAUAGAGAAGGCAAGAUUCAUGCUUGACAUCAUCAUGAAGAAAGCUGAGAAUCGUCGUACGUUUUUAAAUAAAAUAAGUAGUGCCAUGCGUCACAAACCGCACGAAUUAUUUAAAUCCUACGUAUAAGAUUUUUUUUGUAUAGUGAGCGAACGUCUGCUCCUUAGUUAUCGAUGAUUUCUCGACACGGCAAGAUUCGGCAUACAUACGCAUACGCGAUACGCUUUAGAGCUUGUAGUACCAGUGUGCAGUAUUUUCUGUAAGAAUUUUAAUUUAAUGCGUUGGAUAUCAAUUUGCAGAAAAUGACACUGACAUUCUUCGGACUUAUAUACUUUCUAUUUGUCAACGAAAUUACUUCUACCACUGACGACCUUGUGUCUCGUGAUUCUACAUGUGUAAAACCGAUACAAUAUAUUAUAGAUAUUACUCCAAACGUACAAAACAAUUCUCUCUAUGUUGAUUCUCGUGUCGAACUGAAUAUUUCAUGUGUACAGCAAGAUAUAAGAAUAUAUUUGGGACGUUAUUGUAACGAUGAAUACGUUCUUUUUAUCGAUACUGAUAUUGUCUAUGAUAAGAAUACGUAUUGGUCAUAUUCAACACUUUUUACAAAAGAUCGAUUUAUGGAUAUCAGCCUCAGAAAUCUGUAUCAAAAUAACUCUACAACUGAAGUACAGAAAAUUAAUCUCCAUCGUGGAAUAUAUCGGAUACAUAGAAAAUAUAAUUGUAAUUUAAAGAAAGUUGCAAUGAUUUUUUCAUAUGUAGAUCAAACUAAAAAAGAAACGUAUUUGAUUUUACCUCGUAUUCCUGCAGAAUGGAUAUUUCCAUAUUGGGAAAAUCCUGCAACUAAGGCCAAAUUUACUAUUCGAAUUAUCCAUGAAUACAGUACAACAGCUCUGUCACACAUGCCUGGUGAUAGAAUUGUAGACAAAAAUAAGUUCUAUACUUUAUUUUCUAUCACACCCGUAAUGGUCACUCAAUUGGUAGCAAUAGUAGUUGUACCUUAUGAAUAUGCCAUACCUAUUGUAUUGUUUGAUAAUGUUAUUCUAGCAACCAGGUUUGAAGUGAGAAAAGACAUAUUGUACGCAUCGAUUCUUAUAGAAGAUAUUACGAUAUUUCUCAGAGAAAAAGUAAAGGAUGUUAUAUCGGCCUCACAUGUGCGUUAUGUAGCACUUCCAAUAAACUCCAGCUCUUACAAUACUAUAGUAACUACUGGACUUGUUUU
Messenger RNA from Pseudomyrmex gracilis, 3947 nucleotides. RefSeq names its product aminopeptidase Q-like. The record is from RefSeq and is a predicted model, not a curated record. NCBI's taxonomy places the organism in Eukaryota, Metazoa, Arthropoda, Insecta, Hymenoptera, Formicidae. Gene Ontology annotation, cellular component: cytoplasm. Gene Ontology annotation, biological process: proteolysis; peptide catabolic process. The transcript is spliced from 16 exons. The coding region runs from base 68 to 2854 and encodes 928 amino acids. Gene Ontology annotation, molecular function: zinc ion binding; metalloaminopeptidase activity; peptide binding.